Sparassis crispa is the source of this 624-nucleotide messenger RNA. RefSeq lists its product as hypothetical. NCBI's taxonomy places the organism in Eukaryota, Fungi, Basidiomycota, Agaricomycetes, Polyporales, Sparassidaceae. The record is from RefSeq and is a predicted model, not a curated record. Bases 1 to 624 code for a protein of 207 amino acids. The transcript has a single exon.
AUGCAACGCUCGAGAUCACCAUCGACGAAUUCAGAUUCAGAUACUUCCGCGACCACAGUCACGUCUACUUCCGCGCCGGGACUUGCCACGAUCAUACAAUCCUCGGCCAAGCACCCCCCCAUCCUAACUGCUGACAAGAUCACUCCUGCUGUUGCUCAUGCGUGGGAGAACGCCUGCCUCCAGUAUUUCAAACACAACGAUGUCACCAAUGAUAAGAAGGUGGCCAAGGUUACGGGCAGCUUCCAGGACGCUAUCAUUAGUGACUGGUAUUACAAUGACUUCGACACAUUCGACGCGAUGAUGUGGAAAGAUUUCCUUGCUGCUUUCUGUUCUCGCUUCCUCCCCAAAGGCUGGGAUGCAGCCAUUCCGAUGCAACUACUCCGCGCUCAUCAGAAGGAAGAUGAGAGUUUCGAAGAUUGGGUUCUCAGCAUCGAGAAGCUGAACAUCACUCUCCGCGGUACAACCUCUCAUCUUGAUGAUGCCCGCCUCUGUGCCCAGAUCUCUGCCAACAUCUGCGAGGACCUUCAGUUCACCUGCAAUGAAGACGAGGUCAAGACCAUAGCCUCGUUCAAGGACUGGAAAGACAAGCUCACCCAGCUCGACACCAUCCGUAUGCACAAAUGA